AUGGAGCACUGUAAAUCAGCACGCGGAGUGGAAAGCCAAGAACAACAAUCUCAAUCCGAGAAAACCACUGAACACGUCCCAGUCUGGCGACUCAUACAAGAAGAGUUCAAGACAAACCAAGAACCAUCUGAAUGUAUCAAAAAGUUCCUGGAUGACCUGAGGAAGCUUGAUCCAAUUUGUCACAUGAGAACACCACCACAGUGGCCCCUGAAGGUCCAUCUUUUUAUGGACAAGAUUGUAGUUGACCUGUCCGUUAAAGAUCUCAUCUGCCUUUUCUUUGAUAUACCCUGGAUUCACCCUGGAAACGUCAACGCCCUCUAUGCCAUUGAACAAUCUAAAGAGAAAGCGGACAAGAUCCCGAGAAACAAUUGCGCUCACAUGGUCAACCCACUGAACGACGUUCCUGAGGGAAACAAGAGAGUUUGUUUCAUGUUUGAAGCCUUCAACUAUACUCAGCCAAGCGUGCUCGAUAAUGAGUUGGAGACGUUUUUCGCUGGAAUUAAGAAGGCUCUGAAUGAUCAAGGGGAAGAAGGUCGACAAAAGACUCUUCCGAUUGAAUGGAAACGUUGUUACGUGUUUAUGGUUGAAAAGAUCCAGAAUAUAGCAAACUGGGAUAAAUCGCCAAGCAACAUCGGAGCUAUACCUCUUGAGAGCUCACCUUCUUCUUCUCCAAGUUGA
Aspergillus pseudotamarii is the source of this 678-nucleotide messenger RNA. RefSeq lists its product as uncharacterized. The record is from RefSeq and is a predicted model, not a curated record. The coding region runs from base 1 to 678 and encodes 225 amino acids. The transcript has a single exon. Lineage: Eukaryota; Fungi; Ascomycota; Eurotiomycetes; Eurotiales; Aspergillaceae.